Phytophthora nicotianae INRA-310 is the source of this 1196-nucleotide messenger RNA. RefSeq lists its product as hypothetical. Gene Ontology annotation, cellular component: cytoplasmic microtubule. The transcript has 5 exons. The record is from RefSeq and is a predicted model, not a curated record. The coding region runs from base 55 to 1029 and encodes 324 amino acids. NCBI's taxonomy places the organism in Eukaryota, Oomycota, Peronosporomycetes, Peronosporales, Peronosporaceae.
CGAUCAAUAGAGCACGCAGAGGUUUCAUCCAACACAACAGCGGAGCUCCUCAAGAUGAGCGCGAGCGUGGGCUACCGUCGCCGCGAUGCGAACGCCUCGGACGCGAUCGCGGCUAUCAUGCACCCGGAUGAAGGUUUCCGCGAGAAGCAGCAGCGGAGAGGAGUGAGACCCAAGGAUUUCGAGCGCGAAAACAAACUGCGCGUCAAGAAAUUGCAGCAAGAGAAUCGAGAGCGUCGGAGGCGAGAGGAAGCCCAGCAACAGCAGGAUUUUAAGCUUACGAGGUUCAAAAGCGUGCGUCCGCGAGUGUUUCAAGAGGAUGAGUCAACCAACGGAGAGCAGGUUAAAAAGCAUGAUUUUUUGCGUCGUGGUGGGCGACCUUCAUCUUCAUCAUCACGAACAUCUUCAGCACCUCGAAGUGAGGCUGGGUCCAUAUCUAGCUUCCCGUCUCCAUCACACUCGACGACAAGUAGUGACAGUAGACGUAAUAUCCACCGCAAGGCACCAGUCCCGUCAUUGAGGGAACUGGAGCAGAGAGAGCAGGAGCUAGCGAAAAUGACCAAGAAGGAAAGCGUAGAUUUUGUCAAUGCUAACGCGUGGGAAGUUAUCAAGAAGGCGCCACCCGUCCACAUCGAGGAGCAGGCUCCUCGUCCUGUAAACCCCAACUACGGUCGCAUUCCGCGGUAUUUACUAGAACGCAAGGAGCAAUGGGCACAAGAAGAGGAAGAACGGCGUAAGAAUGCACCGGACCCAGACUGCCCUCCAGGGAUGGUGCUACUCGACGAAGGUGAGCGCGUGCGUACACUGAACGUGCUGCGAAAAUCGCUGACAGAGGCGCAACUACGCAUGAACUCGCUGCCUCUGCGUAUCGAGACUUUCAAUCAAAUCCGACGGAAGAACGAACUGGAGACGAAACUACAGGAGAUCGAGGACGCCAUCAAAGUGUUUGAUCGUGCAAAAGUCUACGUCGCCGCGCCACUCUCAAGUGAUCCAGAAAAGAACCGUGAGCGCACGGCGAGUACGGCUGCAUAACCUUCAGUCCAGAACUAACGUGUACUUGCUUUGAAUAGCUUACUUAGCUCAUAGAGGCGAGGAAAGCCUCCACGUCCUCUGUAUCAAGUUCGUUGAACUCUUCCUCGCUAAUCACUGGCUGCUUCUUUGACUUGCGCUUGAGGUUGUAGCGGUGCCAUUCGGACCGG